Lodderomyces theae is the source of this 1431-nucleotide messenger RNA. It is a transcript of the gene SVF1, whose product is annotated as Svf1p. Gene Ontology annotation, biological process: response to oxidative stress. Bases 1 to 1431 code for a protein of 476 amino acids. The record is from RefSeq and is a predicted model, not a curated record. Lineage: Eukaryota; Fungi; Ascomycota; Pichiomycetes; Serinales; Debaryomycetaceae. The transcript has 3 exons. Gene Ontology annotation, cellular component: cytoplasm.
AUGUCUUCUGUGAGAGCUCCACUAGACAAGGAUACUACAGUGGUUACGCUAAGCAAUGACAUAGUGGAGCAGAUCAAACAGUUGAGCACGACCAGAGUCAAGCUCGUCGUAGCCAAUGGAAACUACUAUGUAAAGGUCCCCAGUCGAGCAGAGGAGUCUACAGAGUACUAUGUCAAUUUGGCCCAAAAGUUCAAAACCAAGUAUCAAGAGUAUAUUGACUUGUACAAUAGCAAGAAGGAUUUGAAAAAGUUGGUAGAGUUGCAUAAUAUGUUGGCUGAUUGGAAGGCACAGUUGUGGGAAAACACUAUGUGGAAAUAUAUACAAGGUGGCAUUGCUGCUGUUGCUGGUACCCAAGAGCCAGAGUAUGGUCCCGAUGCCAUUCACCCCAUCACCAAACGUAUUCCUGAGGAUUUCAAGUCAGAAAACAAGGUUUCACGUCCUACAAAGUCCGCCGAUUUCACAUGGCAGAAACCCAACUACACCAAUGUCGAGACUCAAACUUUUUAUUUCACCGAUUUGGCCACCAAUAAUGUUGGAUUUUGUCAAUUGAUUCAUUCAAACAUUAUGGGUGUUCACACCACUGCCCAAUUUACUUUUCGUCUCUAUAACAUCAAAGACCCAUCAAAGACGAUUUGGACCAGUACCAAAUUGGAGAAUUUCAAGAUUGUCGAUGGCGUCAAUUUCGAGGCUGAUAAUUUGAAAUUUGAAAUGGUUGAUUCAAAAACUUAUAAAUUGAGAUCAUUUGUUUGUAAUGAAUCGAUUGUUGAGUUGGAAGUUGAGAGAUUAACCGAUGGCGUCAUUUUCGGCGAUGAUGGAAUGACGUUUUACGGUGAUGAUAUAAAUCAACCCUGGGGGUCAAUGAGACAUCUUUUUUGGCCCAGAUGUAGCAUCAAUGGUCGUAUCUUGACCAAGAAAUUGGGCGAGGUGAAGAUCACCAAUGGGUACACCAUGUUUGUAAUGGCUUUGCAAGGAAUGAAGCCGCACCAUGCUGCUAAAUCAUGGAAUUUUAUGAAUUUCCAAAGCAGUAAUUAUGCUGCUGUCCAAAUGGAGUUUACCACUCCUAAAUCAUACGCCAAUACCAAGGUCAAUAUUGGAAUUGUAACUGAUAAUGAAAAGAUACUUGUUGCAACUAUUGAUAAUGAGGUUGUUCAUUUGAAUUCUGAAGUUGAUUCGGUUGGAUGGCCAGUUCCCAAACAGAUUGAAUUCAAGUUUCCUGUUGGAGGCUACAAGGUUACUGGAGAGUUGAAGAAUAUGAUUGAGAGAAUAGAUGUGAUGGCUGAAAUUCCACAAUUUGUGAAGAAUAUUGUGAAUGGUGUUGCUGGUGCCAAGCCUUAUAUCUACCAAUACAGCAAUGAAUUUGAGAUUGAAGAGAACGGCAAAGCACCCGAAAAGGGUAUAGGGUUUACUGAGGUUACGUUUAUCUCGGAAUAA